AUGGCGGAGGCGGUCGCAGUUAUGCGCGCGAAGAAGAAGGCGGCGGCGAAUGGCGAAAGGGAAGCGCCAGUGCUAACGCGGUCGGAGAGUUUGUUGGACGAGAAGUUCGACGUGUAUGAGGCGGCCAACUACCGCAUGUGGGCUCGAUCCAAAUCCGAAGCCUUUUCCAGGCGCAAGCCGUCGGGGUCUCGCAGCCGCAAGAAGCACGACUUGGAUUUCCUCGAUAGCCACGGUUUCGCGCCGCAGAAUGCGGAGAUCAUGACACGUGUCGAAGCAUCAUCUUUCAAUCCGUCCGAGGGAGACGAGGGAGACGACGACGAUGAUGGGAGAUUUGGGGGGGAUUGCGCGGAGAGCGGAGCGGAGGAAGGGAGAGCUGGCGGAGAGGGUUUGGGGACUGAGGGAGCGCGGGACAGCAGCGGCAACAGCAGCCAUAAGGGCGCGGCGGACGACGAGAGGGGGCUGCGCGGCUUCCUGCGGCAGUGCCGCCCGCGGACCUGGCGGGCAAGUAGCACGCGCUCCGACGAGAGCUGCACGGAUGGCGCGGAGGGCGCCGGGGGCGGAGAGGGGAAAGCGGCCGCGGCGGGGGCUUUUUGGAAGCGCAGCAUGACGGCGGAUAGCAUGGGGGGGGCCAGCCUGGCGCGGUCGACGAGCGACGCGCUGCAGGACGCGGAGAUGGACGAGAUGGACAGAGAGGUGCUGCAAGAGGCGUUCGUGCGCGUGGUGGGGCUGCAGCAGCGCGUGCAGCACUACCGCGACCUGGGCGGGUUCGUGGUGCUCAUGGCGCUCUUCAUCACCAUCCUCUACCUCCAGGCCGACUCCUCCCGCAGCUACGAAAUCACCGCUGCGCACGCAGUGCUCUUCCCCCCCGGCAUGAGCCAGGAUUCCGCCAACACAUUUGCUGGGCUUGAUGACUUUUACAAUUGGCUCAACACCAGCAUCGUGCAGAGUCUGUGGGCGGACCCCACAUGUGGAGACGGCUCGUGCGACCGCCCCUUCCAGUUCCCCGCGUUUGGCCGCUUUGGUUGUGAGGCGGACUGCGGCACGUUCCCCAACCUCACCACCGUAGUUGUCAGAUUCUCCUCCCACCUCGACACACAGCAGGCCGUCGACGGCUCUUCCUGGAACCUCUGCAUGGUUGACCCCGUCUCCCUCUGCUGGUACGAGUCAUUUCAGCCAUUUCCACGCGGCGAGGCAGAGGUGUCAGUGGCGUUGGACAUUCCGGACGGCGACUGGGUGGUGGUGCUCAACGCUCCUGCAGGGGGCAUCCGCGGUAAUGUGCACGCGCCCCCUCCAGGCACACAGCGCCUCGCCGUCGUCGGUGCGGCCUCCACUAUCGAGCUCGCCGCCUGGGGGUCCUGCGCGCUCGAAGAUGACGUGGACGCAGCCAAUCAGACGCAGCCAGGUGGCGGCGUUGCUGGUGCUGCGCCUGACAUCUGUCGCGAUACGUGUGCAAGGCUGGUGGCCUGCCUGCCAGCAACCUGUGGGCGAGCAUUCACGGAGAGGGAGGUGGCAGGGGCGUUCGUGGACUGUGCGCGCAUGUGCAUCGUCGCACCCUCCUCCAUCACCACCUUUGCCAGCUCUCCCUGCCCCAUGGUGCGCUCCCUGCCCCAUGGUGCGCUCCCUGCCCCAUGGUGCGCUCCCUGCCCCAUGCUGCGCUCCCUGCCCCAUGCUGCGCUCCCUGCCCCAUGGUGGGCUCCCUGCCCCAUGGUGCGCCCCCUGCCCCAUGGUGUGCUCCCUGCCCCAUGGUUCAGACGCAACGGCUCGUUUGCCUCAAAGCAGCCGCCGCAAGUGUGGUUUUUGACUGCUUGCUCUCACUCUGCCCUCGCACCACCGUUUGCCCCUGCAAUCACCUCGCUUCACAUAUUUGCACUGCCACCCUGCCUUUUCGAACCUCUCCUUCCCAACCGCUCUCCUUCUCUCUCCUUCUCUCAGGCGGUCUACCGCUUCCACCACUCUCACAGCUAUGAGCGCUGGCCUGUCUCAACUGCCACUGGGCCCCCUGAUGCCUCCUCCCCGCCCGCUGCUGCUGGAGUGCACGCUCUUGCUGCCCCUGCUGCCUCCUCUUCUGCUGCGUCCGCCUCUGACCAGCAGCGACUGACAGUGCUGCAGGUGGCGGUGUCGCGAGCCCUCUUCACCAUGGCCAAGGACCGCUGCCUGGCCGGCCACGGACCCGGAUCAAAGCGAUCACACACACUGGGAGGGCCGGGCAGCGUGCGCUGGCAUGUGGUGGCCACCCUGUGCACCAUUCUGGGGGGCCCUGUGACGACCAUGGAUGAGUGCCGCAUGUAUGGUGCGGACGGGAAGCAGGUGAUGACGCUGGCGGACAUGUAUGCAUACCUCAAGUACCGGCAUACCGGGCAUGUCAUCUCGGCGCAGCACAUGGUGCGGUGGGUGCAGACGGUGGCGGCGGCUGUGAGCUCGGUGACGCCCGUGCCGGAUGUGGCAGCGGCGCGACUGAACGCGCUCAUGCACUCCUUCAAUGAUGCCAUCAUUUCGUCCAACGCUGUCGGCUGCUCGCAAGGUGGAGCGUGGCUGCAGUGGCGGGUGGGUGUGAAGCACAACACGACCAUCCAUGUGGGCGACAAGGUCACGUGGUUGUGGGAUGACGACCUCCCACACUCCCUCAAAGUGGCGGGGAUGGGGGAGGUGGACGACCCGCUGUUUCUGGGCUUCGGAGGCCACCGAUUGGCCGUGUCGCGCAAGCUGGCGUGCACUCCCCUGAACGUGGGCAAUGGGGACGCCUUUGACGAGCCCAUGCCAUGCGUGCUCAAAAUUGACGACGGGGCCCCCGGCUCGUUCGCGUACAGCAAGGUGUUUGAGGAGCCAAUCACGAUCCACUACGAGGACGGCACGCUCUCUGUCGACGACUCCUCUUCCUCCUCCUCGCCUGCCACCUCUGCCGCGUCGCUUCUCACUGUGCUGCCUGCACGAGCAGGAGCUGAGGUUGCUGGUGGUGUGAAUGCCACGGACAGCACCACUCUCUCGAGCACUGCACGUUUCACUUCAACCAACACCUCCAUCGCUGGCACCACCAACACCACCACUGCGGCAACCUACGAGUGCUCGCCGGGGUGCCGGCUGCAGCGGCUGGCGAACGGGGUGUGCGAUGCGGCGUGCAACACGCCCGCGUGCGCCUUUGACGGUGGCGACUGCGCGUGUGUCGACCCGCUCUUUGGCCCCGGCAUCUGCCCCUGCCCGCCCGGCCACACCCGCCGCGACGACGGCUCCUGCUGUCUAUCCACGGCGGUGGGCGCCAAUCUCAACUUCCCCUUCUCACUGCAGCGCUACGGCCCCAACUACACAGAGAGCAACUUUGCUUUUGCUGCCGAGAGGGGUUUUGCUGCCACCCGCUUCGUCUCACACCGCAACCGUCUGCUGAUUGGCUUGGUGCUGCAGCAGGAUCGCUGGGGCACGCAACAGUGCAACGGAUCGGGCCUGCUGCACCUGGCGGGGUGGUGCAGCAACGGCACAUCCAGAGAGCCAUUUGGGGUGAACCCGCACUUCCUGCCCACGUCGGCCAUCUACGACAGCGCUGCCAGCGCCAACAUGAGCCAGUUCGACAACAACACCCUCAAUCCGCAGAACCUCCCCUACGGAUUCAUCUACCCCGUGGACUCCCUCACGGUCUACCCGCUUGUGUUUGACAUCAAUCUUGACUACGAGGCGGCCAUGCGUCGCCUGCACUACCUGGUGGAUGGAAGCUAUAUUGACAAUGGCACUCGCACUGUCGACGUCAGCUUCAUCAGUUUCAACGGCGAGACGCUCACGUUUGUGCUCACAACUGUUAGUUGCAAAGUCACAACGGGCGGCAGCAUGGCAGUAUCGAUCAAGUCACAGCCAGCAGCCAUGGCGAUGUACGAUGCAUCGGCGGACAACAUCGCACGGCUGGUGCUGGAGGUGGUGUAUCUGGUGGGGCUGCUCUGGAAUGUGUGUGGCGAGCUGCAGGAGAUGGCCGACCGCGCCGCGAUUCACGGCUCUGUGCUCAGCUAUUUCAGCCUCGUGUGGAACUGGGUCGACAUGCUCUCUCUCACACUGCAAGUGACCGCAGUUGUUAUCUGGGUGGUGCUGUGGCGGUACGUGGAAGCAUUUGACAUGCAGCCACGAUACGACAUCUACUACACGCUGCUCGAGAUGCCGCGCUACUGGGCCGUGCCCAACCCGCCCACGGGCUUCAUCAGCGCCACUCAGGCCUUCGCUGAUCUGCGCAACAUCAUCAACCUCCGUGGCAUCUACUUUUCCCUCCAGGGCAUCAAUCUCUUUUUCAUGAUGAUUCGCCUACUCAAGGUGAUGGACUUCCAGCCUUACCUUGGAGUCAUCACUCGCUCCCUCGCCCUCGCCACGCCCUCCCUGAUGCACUUCUUCCUGCUCUCCUUUACGGUCUUCUUCUGCUUCAGCAUGUACGCCUACCUUGUCUUCGGAGGAGCACUUGAGAUGUUCUCCACGGUCCUGGAGUCUAUGUUCUCGUGCUUCCUGCUGCUUCUCAAUGACAACGGCUCCGCCUACUUUUUUCAACGAAUGGAGUCGUGGGACCUCAUAGCUGCGAUGCUCUUCUUCUUCAUGUUCAUUGUCUUCAUGGUCUUCAUCCUCCUCAACUUCCUCAUCGCCAUCAUCGUCGAUGCCUUCAUGAGCGUCAAGGACAGCAACCUUGUCGCCACCUCUAUAGUCGCUGACCUCGCUCACAUCUUCAAGUACAAGUGGAACUGCUGGCACGGCCGCUACUUGCCGUAUCCGCUCAUUCUUGACCGCCUUGUGGAGUUGGGCGCUAAGGACACUCGAGUAGACGAGUCAAUGAAGGGCCGCACGCGAGCCAUCUUCUCCUGCAGCUGUGGCGGCGGAUGCAAGCCCGCGCACCUCGAUUGCGCCGAGAACCACCCCACCUUCCCGUCCGCCAGCCAGACUGGCGAGCGGCUGCAGCACGUGCUGACAGUGAGGGAGAAGCGCAUCGACGUCAUCUCACUCUCCAUGAUCCUGCAGCGCCGCCAGGACAGGGAGCGAGUGGGGCCGUACAAGGCUGAGUCACCGUACAAGUGUUUUCCAAGGGCAGCCUCAAGAGAGUGUGCGGACGACGAGCAGUUGGAUCAGCUGUCGCAGGCGGUGGUGCUGCAGUGCGGCGAGGUGGUGAAGCAGGCCGCUCUGCCCGUCAAGAAGAGUGCAAAGAAGCUCAGCCUCGCUCACCUCAAGGAGGAUCUGGCGCGCAGCGAGGCGAAGGUGGAGGAGCUGAGUGCCAUGAUGACGGACAUGCACGCACUCAUGCUCGACCUCCUCGCCCGCACGCCCCCGCUAGGCAACACUGCCCACUCUCCGGGUACGCCCGGGGGGCUGCCAGCAUUGUCAAGCAUGCCGCGUGCCUACACGGAGCCCCCGCGGCGUCUCAUGUCCCUCGCAGACUCCCCGCCGCCACUGGAGCAAGCAGGCAGCAGGAGAGAGGUGCUUAGGAGGUUCAGUGAGAGUGGGGGCGGUGGGGGCCCAGAUGAGGGAGAGAAAAGAGCGGGGGCGACAAGAGAUGGUUGGAGCCCUGCAGGAGGGAGCUCGAGCAGAACCCCGGUGCAGGUGUCACCAAGGCUCAGCGAGAGUGGGACCGGUGGGGAGGCAUUCAGGGGAGAGAAAAGGGUGGGGGGUGCUAGAGAUAGUCCGAGCAGUGCAGGAGGGAGCUCGAGCAGAACCCCGGUGCAGGCGUCACGAGUGUUGGGCAGGCGGGUGUCGUGGCAAGAUGGCAGAGGGGCGGCGGCGCAAUCAAUGGCGGACCACCCGGACGCCAUUGAACGACCUGAUGACCCCGGCGAUGAACCCGCUCGUCGUUCGCCAAUUGAUCUGUCUGCGGCCGUUACCGGGCUGGAUCUGCUAUUCUCCAACUUAGCGGCAGUAGAUAACCAUGGAAAGGCGCCUGCAGUCGCGCCGACUGUCGAUGUUCCAUUUGAACCCAUCGACGAGCCUCUGUGUCCCUCCCCUACUGCGCCCGUGUUGGAGCAAGACAGCUCCAACCCUUCAGGUGAAGAAAUCGUGGCGGUGCCAGUGGCUAAGAAGUCCGCCAGGUACACGCAGUCAACGCUGCCGUGGCCCAAGAAGGGAGGUCCCGCUGCCUGCUGUCUAUCCACGGCGGUGGGCGCCAAUCUCAACUUCCCCUUCUCACUGCAGCGCUACGGCCCCAACUACACAGAGAGCAACUUUGCUUUUGCUGCCGAGAGGGGUUUUGCUGCCACCCGCUUCGUCUCACACCGCAACCGUCUGCUGAUUGGCUUGGUGCUGCAGCAGGAUCGCUGGGGCACGCAACAGUGCAACGGAUCGGGCCUGCUGCACCUGGCGGGGUGGUGCAGCAACGGCACAUCCAGAGAGCCAUUUGGGGUGAACCCGCACUUCCUGCCCACGUCGGCCAUCUACGACAGCGCUGCCAGCGCCAACAUGAACCAGCUCGACAACAACACCCUCAAUCCGCAGAACCUCCCCUACGGAUUCAUCUACCCCGUGGACUCCCUCACGGUCUACCCGCUGGUGUUUGACAUCAAUCUUGACUACGAGGCGGCCAUGCGUCGCCUGCACUACCUGGUGGAUGGAAGCUAUAUUGACAAUGGCACUCGCACUGUCGACGUCAGCUUCAUCAGCGAGACGCUCACGUUUGUGCUCACAACUGUUAGUUGCAAAGUCACAACGGGCGGCAGCAUGGCAGUAUCGAUCAAGUCACAGCCGGCAGCCAUGGCGAUGUACGAUGCAUCGGCGGACAACAUCGCACGGCUGAUGCUGGAGGUGGUGUAUCUGGUGGGGCUGCUCUGGAAUGUGUGUGGCGAGCUGCAGGAGAUGGCCGACCGCGCCGCGAUUCACGGCUCUGUGCUCAGCUAUUUCAGCCUCGUGUGGAACUGGGUCGACAUGCUCUCUCUCACACUGCAAGUGACCGCAGUUGUUAUCUGGGUGGUGCUGUGGCGGUACGUGGAAGCAUUUGACAUGCAGCCACGAUACGACAUCUACUACACGCUGCUCGAGAUGCCGCGCUACUGGGCCGUGCCCAACCCGCCCACGGGCUUCAUCAGCGCCACUCAGGCCUUCGCUGAUCUGCGCAACAUCAUCAACCUCCGUGGCAUCUACUUUUCCCUCCAGGGCAUCAAUCUCUUUUUCAUGAUGAUUCGCCUACUCAAGGUGAUGGACUUCCAGCCUUACCUUGGAGUCAUCACUCGCUCCCUCGCCCUCGCCACGCCCUCCCUGAUGCACUUCUUCUUGCUCUCCUUUACGGUCUUCUUCUGCUUCAGCAUGUACGCCUACCUUGUCUUCGGAGGAGCACUUGAGAUGUUCUCUACGGUCCUGGAGUCUAUGUUCUCGUGGUUCCUGCUGCUUCUCAAUGACAACGGCUCCGCCUACUUUUUUCAACAAAUGGAGUCGUGGGACCUCAUAGCUGCGAUGCUCUUCUUCUUCAUGUUCAUUGUCUUCAUGGUCUUCAUCCUCCUCAACUUCCUCAUCGCCAUCAUCGUCGAUGCCUUCAUGAGCGUCAAGGACAGCAACCUUGUCGCCACCUCUAUAGUCGCUGACCUCACUCACAUCUUCAAGUACAAGUGGAACUGCUGGCGCGGCCGCUACUUGCCGUAUCCGCUCAUUCUUGACCGCCUUGUGGAGUUGGGCGCUAAGGACACUCGAGUAGACGAGCAAUCCCUCUUGCAAUCGGAUCGGCGGAUGCGUCGCAUGCAGUCAAUGAAGGGCCGCACGCGAGCCAUCUUCUCCUGCAGCUUUGGCGGCGGAUGCAAGCCCUCGCACCUCGAUUGCGCCGAGAACCACCCCACCUUCCCGUCCGCCGGCCAGACUGGCGAGCGGCUGCAGCACGUGCUGACAGUGAGGGAGAAGCGCAUCGACGUCAUCUCACUCUCCAUGAUCCUGCAGCGCCGCCAGGACAGGGAGCGAGUGGGGCCGUACAAGGCUGAGUCACCGUACAAGUGUUUUCCAAGGGCAGCCUCAAGAGAGUGUGCGGACGACGAGCAGUUGGAUCAGCUGUCGCAGGCGGUGGUGCUGCAGUGCGGUGAGGUGGUGAAGAAGGCCGCUCUGCCCGCCAAGAAGAGUGCAAAGAAGCUCAGCCUCGCUCACCUCAAGGAGGAUCUGGCGCGCAGCGAGGCAAAGGUGGAGGAAUUGAGUGCCAUGAUGACGGACAUGCACGCACUCAUGCUCGACCUCCUCGCCCGCACGCCCCCGCUAGGCAACACUGCCCACUCUCCGGGUACCCCCGGGGGGCUGCCAGCAUUGUCAAGCAUGCCGCGUGCCUACACGGAGCCCCCGUGGUGUCAAGAAUAA
This is a messenger RNA of Closterium sp. NIES-65, 8265 nucleotides long. NCBI's taxonomy places the organism in Eukaryota, Viridiplantae, Streptophyta, Zygnematophyceae, Desmidiales, Closteriaceae. The record is from the annotation of a GenBank genome assembly.